CACCCUUAAGAAAUGGCCUCUGGCAAGCUUGGGAACGUUCACUGUAAGUUGGGAGGAUGGUUUGAUUUGGUGGAUAAUUUGCUGAAUCAGUAUAGGCUAAAUAUGUGACGGAGGGGUACCCCCGGCAUGUCCAAUCCCCAUACACUCCUUAGAGUAUUGUUACCCAACACAUCCCCUAGAUGUCUGUAAAGAAUUCCUGAGACUUCGAUCAAACAAUGACCAACAUGCAUGUGUUUGGGCGUGUGUGCGUGUGGGGUACUCUCCGUCCCAUGUAUCGCUUCAUACGUUAAAUUAGUGCAGUGCACUCAUUAUUACCUUUGUAUUUGGCGUGGUAUGGCCGCUGGUGACUUCAAGGACAAAUGUGGGCUAAUUAAGGGCGUGGCAAGUCCAGACAUGUUCCCGGUAAAUGGUGUCCGUGACCGCCCUCUCUGUUCAACUGCAAAUUGCGCACAUCCCAUGGAAAUAUGAAAAACCAUCACGUCAACAGGCAAGCAAAAUCCUGGCUUCGUGCUUGAAAUUAUACAAUUACCAGUACUGCCAUCGUUUUUGUCUGGACUCCCAAAACAAAAGGUCAGCAUACACAACGCUGUGUUUGAAGUGCACCACCAUUUUCAGGAAACAGUCGUCUGGACCGCACUGCGUGUCACGAUUGAUUGUCCAGUUUCCACGCGUGUAAACUAUGCGGGCCCAAACGCAAUACGAGAGAGUCUUCUUGUACACAAAGAAACAUUAAUGGAGUGUAAUCAGUUGUAUUCAUGAUAUUAGCCUAUGUAAUGUUACGCUGGUUCACCAUUUUCUCUUGAAACAACAUGACUUUCGAAACUAUUUUGAAACACUAUUUGUCUUACGUCUCUUAGAGAAUGUAGGGAGAGCGUGACACGCAUGUAUUUUGCAUCUGCGUCAAUAAAAAGUCCAUGACCAGCAUUUUUGUAACUACAUGUAGAAGCCUUACCUACCAGCAAAAAACUGAGUCAAGCCGUGAUUAUUCUCUGCUUUCACCUUUCAUAUUGCAACCACAGUGAGUUCAUUCUCCCAACGACUAGUUGUUCUCGAUUGAUCAAGAACCAAUAUGCAUUGUGUGUGAAGUAACAGGAAAGGUCUGUUUCCUGGAAUAUAAGCCUGAAAUAUAGUUCAUCGGCGAGUGAUGUUGGAAACAUAUUCUUGUUUACACACAAGGAAAUUUAAACUAUAAGCAACUAUAACAUGUCCACAUCAACGGAGAAGUACCUUCAACACAAGGUCAAGUACCCUUGUAUCACUGUUGAGCCUGUCGUAUUAGUAUUCUUCAUAUCUUACAGUAUGAUAGUUACGUUGCGAGCUGAAUAUAUCACCCUAAGAAUCGCCGAUGGAUUGGAUGGGACGAAAGGCUCUAGAUCCGCAGUGCUUGGGCCAGACGACACUCUUUGUCGUCAUCUUAGUAACCAGUCACAAGAGGCACUGUAUGCAGAGACCCAGUCUAGGGCCUCUUAUUGGCUACUGUUGCUCAAUCUCUUUCAAGUCGUGCCGUCACUUGUAAGCGCUCCCCUUAUUGGUUCCUGGAGUGACUUGGGUGGGCGCAAGCGCGCUCUAGUCAUCCCUAUCAUCGGCUACCUGAUGGGCUCCAUCGUCUGGAUCAUUGUGACCUACACCGAUGGCAAGCUUUGGUACUUAUUGCUCGCCGAAUUCUGUCUAGGCCUGACUGGUGAUUUCUCGGCAGUGUUAGCGGUCUGCAACGCCUACUUAGCCGACAUUACCACCGAGCGCGAGCGGACCUUCCGCCUGAUACUGGUUGGCAUUACGAUCGAGGUUGGCACAGGGGCUUCGCAGAUCCUGGUUGGGUACUGGGUGGUCCAGCAGGGCUUCGGUGUCCCCUUCUGGUUCGUGGUGGCCACUAUGCUCGCCAGUCUCGUCUACAUUACCGUCCUCCUGAAAGAAACCCGUGGUAAAUCUGGAGGGCUGGAGAACCUUGAGCUGUUUAACAACCGUCUGCUUGAUGAUAUCUACGGGAUGUUCAUGCGAUACAGCAGCAAGCAGCGAAGGCAGAUGAUGUUUUUUAUGAUUGUCCUUGGUGUCCAUAUGACCAUCCUUUACACGGCUUUUCUUCUCAUACUCCUCUACGUCCUAAGCCCCCCUCUAUGCUGGACACCCAUUACUGUUGGCUAUUACGUAGCGUCGGCUCUCUUACUCGGAUCUGCAGGUACGUUACUCGGAGGGAAGAUUUUCAAUAUGUGUGUUAAUGACCUCGGCGUGGUGCAAUUGGGGGCGCUCUCCUUUGCGGCAAGUCUCACCCUCGUUGCAUUUAGCCGAUCGACUACGAUCCUCUUUAUUGCUGGUAUUUGUGGUUCUUUCCGGUUCCUUGUGUCGCCUGCAGUUCGUUCACGACUAUCAAAACUUGUGGAUGAAGAGGAACAAGGAGCAAUGUUCUCACUGGCCAGUAGCAUCGAGAGCAUCGGCCAUCUGAUUGGUCCGCUUAUUUUCAAUCUGAUGUAUGGGAUCACCACAGGCAUCUAUCAAGGCUUCACCUUUCUGGUUAUGGCAUCUUUCUACGUACCCAUAUGUUUUAUGACAGGGUACUAUCAACUGACGAGUUAUUGGAUAUCUAAACACAAAACGGUUUCAACCUCAGACGGGGAGCGCAUGGCCACGCCAUAAUAGUCAUUAUUCAUCCCGAAAAUCUAUCCUGCCAUUUGUGAAUUAAACACACACAAAAUAACCAGUCUUUUAAAAACGCGCUUCAUAUUACUGUCAAUAGUGCUGAUAUUGUACCAGAAAGUGUAAUAUUUGACACUCUGACCAAAACCGCGUCAAGUGACAUGGCGAUUGUUUUUCACUAUUUUUUGUUCCGGCACUCCAAAAACAAUAUCCUAUAAUAUCCACCAGACUUGCAUUUUAGCGCUUAUCGGAAAUUGGUGUUUCACUAUGGAACCAGUGGAAGAAGUUCUUUAUAUGCUUCAAGUAGGCCUAUGAUGGAAAGGGACAUGAUGUGUUUUGUGGAGUGCUUGUUUAAACUGUCAAUGUAUCGUACGUUCAAUGUUAUCGAUAUACUUUUACUUAUGAUUGACAAAAACAGAAUGUAUAAAACAUCGAGUGGCUCUCCUAACUGACGAUCCAUUCAAGAAGCCUCUCAAUUUAGCUCUUUCAAUUAUGUCAAAUCAAGCGUGAGAUACAGAGCAUUUCCUCGAGUUACUUCAAGGAUUGAGACACGAUUACUAGUGGCGGUUGAGGUAAUGAACACCGAUCUCGAAACAUUUUUGCGAGAUUAAUUUGUGUUUAUAAAUUGUACAGGUUAAGGAUGUUAUGAAACAAACACCGACUGCUUGAGCUGUCAUAUUAGCCAAACUAGCCUUCCUCAGGGAUAAGUAGUCAUUCCUUUCUGAGUUUUGCCUCCGGAUAAUAAAGUGAUUCAUGAAGUACCGUGGGAUGCCAGAUUUACAAUGUAUUGUAUUACAUGUACUCAAAGCAGUAUUGGCUUCAUUUAAAUACAUACAUGCACAACAUUCCAAUAACAUGACCCAACUGAAGUGCACAUUUCACACAUAACACGGUGUAUCAAUCAAAGCCCACAAUUUGCAUGAAAUUCCUUGCAUUUAAUUUUUAAUAAGAACACUAAUUUAUUUCAUAGAGAUUUAAUAUAACUACCUCUUAUACAAAUAUUAUGAGUGAAACGUUCACUGGGCACUAACAGAAUUAUAUUUAGGCGAACUGGUAUGAUGCCUGUGUAAAAUUGUACUGUACAAAUUUGUCUAAUCGAUAAUCUAUUUAAGGGAGAGAAAGUGUUAAUGAUGGAGUAAGUUUAAAAAGUUGAAAUGAGUAAAAAUCUCCUGUAAGAUGUGCCCUAAAAUGAAUGGGUAUUAUGCGUUCCAACACACAGUCUUAAGUAUUUGUAUCACAGUUUGUUUAUUUGCAAGUAGAGAUAUAUAAAGUUUUUGUUAUUAAUUGAA
Acanthaster planci (crown-of-thorns starfish) is the source of this 3920-nucleotide messenger RNA. Its product is annotated as proton-coupled folate transporter-like. Gene Ontology annotation, cellular component: plasma membrane. Gene Ontology annotation, biological process: transmembrane transport. Gene Ontology annotation, molecular function: transmembrane transporter activity. Lineage: Eukaryota; Metazoa; Echinodermata; Asteroidea; Valvatida; Acanthasteridae. The record is from RefSeq and is a predicted model, not a curated record.